ACUAAAAAGAGGUUGUAAAUUUAACGGCAAUAAGGCCUGAAAUUGAUAGAGCCCACCAACAAAAGUGAGCCAGCCUGUGCCUCUUUCUGUUCCAUUCAAAGUAAUGAAUGAACCCCCUAACCACAUUACAUCAAAUUCAUUUGGAUUUAUACCAUAUGUCCACUUCAAAUGCUUAAACACACUAACACUCACAGUUGGGCCGCUGCCAGAGUUUUAAAUCAAUAUUAAUCUCGUCUCUCACACACACAGACUUGUAUUGAAUUUACUGCAAAUCAAUGGCCACCUCAAAUUUGCUCUACUGUCUCUCUGUACUAUCUCUGCUACCCUUCAUUGCAUCCAUUACAAUUCCACUGUCACCUUCCCACCCAAACCCAAACCCAACUUCUGAUGGGUACCAAAGAAUCAACCAUCAUGUUCUCUCCUCUUUAACAAGAGCCUACCAUCUCAAAAACCCACAAAUUACAUCCACCACAACUCAGAUCUUCUCUCACAGCUAUGGAGCCUACACAAUCUCUCUCAGCUUUGGCACUCCUCCCCAGACCCUCAAUUUGGUCAUGGACACUGCCAGCAACCUUGUUUGGUUCCCCUGCACUAGGCAUUACCGAUGCGACAACUGCACCUCCACCGGCUCCCCUGCAAUUCCAUCAUUUAUUCCUAAACAAUCCUCAACAGCGAAGAUUGUUGGCUGCCUAAACCCUAAAUGUCCAUUGAUUCACUCCACACAAGACCUACAAUGCCAAGACUGCGACAGCGAUAGUACUAAUUCAAGGAACUGCACGCAGAUCUGUCCUCCCUAUUUCAUCCGAUACGGUUUAGGCUCCACAGGCGGUAUCGCACUGUCCGAAAAUUUGAAUCUCCUAAACCAAACCAUUUCGAAUUUUAUCGUCGGAUGCUCCUUAACCUCUUCCCGCCAACCCACUGGAAUUGCAGCAUUCGGGCGGGGACCGACAUCGUUGCCGAGUCAACUCGGCCUCAGAAAGUUUGCAUAUUGCCUAAUAUCUCGUCAAUUCGACGAUACCGAGAAAAGCAGCACUCUGGUUCUCGACAGUGCCUCGGAUUCCGGUGACGCGAAAGCUGUUGGAGUUAGUUACACUCCGUUUCUCAACUACUCGGAAAUUGCCGGGAAAAAUGCGUUUUCCGUCUACUACUAUUUAAGUCUCAGAAGCAUCACCGUCGGUGGCCAGCGCGUGAAGGUUCCGUACAGGUUUCUAGUGCCUGGACCAGAUGGAAUCGGCGGGACCAUCAUCGACUCCGGCAGCACGUUCUCGUUCAUGACCGGAGAGGUUUUCGAGCCACUGGUGGCUGAGUUCGUAGCGCAAGUGACGAACUACAGUCGAGCGCAAGACGUCGAACUUUUGACCGGGUUGAGGCCUUGUUUCAACGUUCGAGGUGCCGAAACGCUGUCGUUUCCUGAAUUGAAAUUUCAGUUUAAAGGCGGUGCUGACAUGGCACUGUCAUUGCAGAACUAUAUUGCGCUAGUGGGUGAUGGUGAUGCGGCUUGCUUGACGGUGGUGACGUAUGGAAGUGCUGGGCCGGAGGGUGUAAUUGGGCCGGCCAUAAUUUUGGGGAAUUUUCAGAUGCAGAAUUAUCACGUGGAGUAUGAUUUGAGGAAUCAAAGGUUAGGGUUCAAGCAAGAGAUAUGCACCUGACUUUAAUUUCCUAAAAAAAAACUAGAAAAUUUUGCUGAAUAAUUUAUUUAGUCUUUCUUGUUAGGGCCCCAAAAAAAAAAGCAAUUAAACUUUACACAUGUUUUGCAAUUUUCAAGUUGUCCUAUUUACCUCUUUUUUAGUCCAAACCAAGCCCAUAAUGCUUCCUUAUGUGUUA
This is a messenger RNA of Tripterygium wilfordii, 1824 nucleotides long. RefSeq names its product probable aspartyl protease At4g16563. Gene Ontology annotation, molecular function: aspartic-type endopeptidase activity. Gene Ontology annotation, biological process: proteolysis. Lineage: Eukaryota; Viridiplantae; Streptophyta; Magnoliopsida; Celastrales; Celastraceae. The record is from RefSeq and is a predicted model, not a curated record. The transcript has a single exon. Bases 276 to 1649 code for a protein of 457 amino acids. Gene Ontology annotation, cellular component: extracellular region.